Messenger RNA from Frieseomelitta varia, 1816 nucleotides. RefSeq names its product probable cytochrome P450 6a14. The coding region runs from base 16 to 1638 and encodes 540 amino acids. Gene Ontology annotation, molecular function: heme binding; oxidoreductase activity, acting on paired donors, with incorporation or reduction of molecular oxygen; monooxygenase activity. The transcript has 5 exons. Lineage: Eukaryota; Metazoa; Arthropoda; Insecta; Hymenoptera; Apidae. The record is from RefSeq and is a predicted model, not a curated record.
CGUAAAUCGUUAGUCAUGCUCUCCCCACACAGAGAAUACGUCUGUGAGACAAACGUUCGUGCUACAUCUUUGAAAGAACUGCAGUCUACGGUGGAACUCUCCGUCAAACAGAAGCUCGAGCUACAAAUCAACAUGGUCGAGUACUUCCAAAUAUUGAGCGCGAUCGCCGUGGUCUUCCUGGCGUUGUACUAUUACUUCACGUCGACGUUCGACUUUUGGAAAAAUCGCGGUGUUGUUGGACCGCGGCCUCUGCCGAUUUUCGGCAACCUGAAGGAUGUACUGCAGAGGAAAAUGAUCAUGGGCGAUUGCGUGAGAAUGUUGUACGAGGAGUACAAGAGCCAGCCGAUGUUCGGGAUAUUCAUGAGACGCUCGCCCUCGCUUGUUCUCUGUGACUUAGAUCUCAUCAAGGACGUACUGAUCAAGAACUUCUCUACGUUCGACGAUCGAGGUUUGAGCGUACCCGAAAAGACUAAUCCACUGGGGUCAAAUCUCUUCAACGUAGACGCGACAAGAUGGCGACCAUUGCGAACGAGACUGUCGCCUGUGUUCACCUCCGGCAAGCUAAAGGGAAUGUUUUCCCUGAUAUGGGAGUCUGCCAAAAAUUUGGAGCAAUGCCUGGAGAAGCUGGCGGAAAAAGGAGAGCCGGUGGAAUGUCAAGAGUUAGCAGCGAGAUUUACCACCGACGUUAUCGGUAGCUGCGCUUUCGGCAUCGAUAUGAAUGCACUGUCGAACGAGGAGAGCGAAUUCCGAAGGAUAGGGAAGCAAAUCUUCGAUCAGAAUUGGAAAAUAUUCUUGAGGAACACUUUUCGAGAUAUGUUCCCACGAUUGUACAACGCGCUCUGGUUCAUCAUACCGCUACACGAGUCUAAUAAAUUUGUUAUGAAACUGGUCAAGGAUACGAUGAAAUAUAGGGAGGAGAACAACAUUGUUCGGCCAGACUUUAUAAACAUACUGAUGGAAAUGAGGAAGCAUCCGGAAAAGCUAGAGAACAUCAAGUUAACGGACACGAUUCUCGCUGCGCAAGCGUUCGUCUUCUUCGCGGCUGGAUUUGAAACGUCUUCGACGACGAUCUCGCACACCCUCUACGAAAUGGCAAUAAACCCCGGCAUGCAGGACAAACUUCGAAAAGAAAUAAGGGAAUUCCAUGCCAAAACUAAUGGAAGCUUCCAGUACGAAGAAGUGAAACAAAUGAAGUAUUUGGACAAAAUAUUUAAAGAAACGCUUAGAAAGUAUCCACCAGCAACGGCUUUAAUGCGGAUGAACAACGCUGACUAUACCUUCAAUGAUACUAAAGUAACGAUCCCGAAGGGUACUAGAGUAAUGAUCCCCGUGUUAGGAAUUCACAGGGAUCCAAAUAUUUACCCGGAUCCUGACAAAUUCGAUCCUGAAAGAUUUAACGAAGAAGCCGUGGCAGCGAGACAUCCGAUGACCUUCCUACCUUUUGGCGAUGGACCAAGAAAUUGCAUUGGAUCACGAUUUGCAAUUUAUCAAACCAAAAUAGGACUGAUCAAAAUAUUGCAGAAUUUUAGAGUAGAUCCUUGCGAGAAGACAUUAAUUCCAUACGUUAACGAUCCAAAAGCCCUCAUAUUGUGCCCCAAGGACAAAGCUGUAUUGAAAAUAAGCAAAGUAGACAAUUGAAUUGAUCAUAAUCAAAAUAAAUUUAACUGCGCGCGAAAUACGUGUUACGCGAACGAGCAACACUAAAAUUUUGAACACUAGAAUGUUCACUAGAAAUUUGAAGCUUAACACAUUUUUUACCUAGUUAAAAGUUUCCUACUUUCUGAUUGCUCGGUAAUAAAUAGUAUUAUAAAGAUAA